Molecule: messenger RNA, 2151 nt
Organism: Penicillium chermesinum
Lineage: Eukaryota; Fungi; Ascomycota; Eurotiomycetes; Eurotiales; Aspergillaceae
Product: Glycogen synthase
Exons: 4
Coding region: 1-2151 (716 amino acids)
Biological process (GO): glycogen biosynthetic process
Cellular component (GO): cytoplasm
Molecular function (GO): alpha-1,4-glucan glucosyltransferase (UDP-glucose donor) activity
Source: RefSeq, a predicted model, not a curated record
AUGGCCGACGAGAAUGGUUCUGAGCCGAUCAAGCGCGAUGUGCGCAACCACAUGCUCUUCGAGGUGGCCACCGAGGUAGCUAACCGCGUUGGCGGUAUCUACUCGGUGCUCAAGUCCAAAGCUCCAGUCACCACGGCCGAAUAUGGAGAACGCUACACUUUGAUCGGCCCCCUGAACAAGGCUUCAGCCGCCGUUGAGGUAGAAGAACUCACCCCGGCCAGCCCGGCUAUGCGCGAAACCAUCGCCUCCAUGACCGAGCGUGGAAUUGAAAUUGUCUACGGGCGCUGGCUGAUUGAAGGCGCCCCGCGCGUUUUGCUCAUCAACACUGGUACUGGGUACCGUUGGUUGGAUGAAUGGAAGGGCGACCUGUGGAACAUUUCGGCGAUCCCAUCCCCCGACGCUGAUCAUGAGACCAAUGAGGCAAUCGUCUUUGGUUAUCUCGUGGCGUGGUUCUUGGGUGAGUACAUUGCUCAUGAACGCCGCCGGGCCGUUGUGGCCCACUUCCAUGAAUGGCUGGCAGGCGUUGCUCUACCGUUGACUAAGAAGCGUCAUAUGGACUUGACGACUAUUUUCACCACACACGCCACUCUGCUGGGCCGAUACCUCUGUGCUGGCUCGGUCGACUUUUACAACAACCUCCAACACUUCGACGUCGAUGCAGAGGCCGGGAAGCGUGGCAUUUACCACAGGUACUGCAUUGAGCGCGCUGCGGCACACAGCUGUGAUGUCUUUACAACUGUGUCGCACAUCACCGCGUUCGAGAGUGAGCAUCUGCUCAAGCGUAAGCCUGACGGUGUUCUGCCCAAUGGGCUGAACGUGAAGAAGUUCUCUGCUAUGCACGAGUUCCAGAACCUGCACUCGCAGGCGAAGGAGAAAAUCAAUGACUUUGUUCGGGGUCAUUUCUAUGGCCACAACGACUUUGAUCUCAAUAACACCAUUUACAUGUUUACUGCUGGUCGGUACGAGUUCCGUAAUAAGGGCGUCGACAUGUUCAUUGAGGGACUGGCUCGCCUCAACCAUCGGUUAAAGAGUAGCGGAUCGGAGACAACUGUCGUUGCAUUCAUCAUCAUGCCCGCCCAGACCUCCUCCUUGACUGUCGAGGCACUCAAGGGCCAAGCGGUUGUCAAGUCUCUUCGGGAUACAAUCGAGAACAUUGAGAAGGGAAUUGGAAAGCGGAUGUACGAGCGGUGUCUUUCUUGGAAGGAAGGAGACAACAUGCCCGACGAGAAGGACCUUAUCACGAGUCAGGAUCGUGUCCUGCUUCGUCGUCGCUUGUUCGCGAUGAAGCGGCACGGCCUGCCUCCUAUCGUCACCCACAACAUGGUCAACGACCAUGAAGACCCCAUCUUGAACCAGCUGCGCCGCGUGGAGAUGUUCAACAGAGAGUCCGACCGUGUCAAGAUCGUUUUCCACCCGGAGUUCCUCAACUCCUCCAACCCAGUGCUUCCAUUGGAUUACGACGACUUUGUCCGCGGAACUCACCUGGGUGUGUUCCCAUCUUACUACGAGCCCUGGGGCUACACCCCCGCCGAAUGUACCGUCAUGGGCGUUCCCAGCAUCACUACUAAUCUGUCCGGAUUUGGAUGCUAUAUGGAGGAGCUGAUUGAGAACUCCUCGGACUACGGCAUCUACAUCGUUGACCGUCGCCUGAAGGGUGUGGACGACUCGGUCAACCAGCUGACUGACUUCAUGUACAAUUUCACCCUCAAGAGCAGACGUCAAAGAAUCAACCAGCGUAACCGCACGGAACGCCUGAGCGAUCUCUUGGAUUGGAAGCGUAUGGGUCUGGAAUACGUCAAGGCUCGCCAGCUCGCAUUGCGCAGAGCUUAUCCUUCCUCAUUUGAUGGAGCGGAGGACUACUUUGACAUUAUUGGUGGCACAGAGCAGAAGAUCUCCCGCCCUCUGUCGGUGCCCGGCUCCCCACGCGAUCGCUCUGGGAUGAUGACCCCAGGUGACUUUGCCUCGCUACAGGAGGGCCGUGAGGGGCUAAGCACCGAGGAUUACAUUGCCUGGAAGCUUCCUGAGGAGGAGGAACCGGACGAGCCCUUUUUCCCGCUUACCCUUCGAACUCGCAAGUCUGCUGAUCGCCCCCAGUCGCCCUUGGACCGCAUCCCUGUCAAUGGGGGAAGCCAUUCGCCGAAACAUGAGUAG